Messenger RNA from Nanorana parkeri, 754 nucleotides. RefSeq names its product interleukin 11 (gene IL11). Gene Ontology annotation, cellular component: cytoplasm. Gene Ontology annotation, biological process: positive regulation of cell population proliferation; positive regulation of MAPK cascade. NCBI's taxonomy places the organism in Eukaryota, Metazoa, Chordata, Amphibia, Anura, Dicroglossidae. The record is from RefSeq and is a predicted model, not a curated record. Gene Ontology annotation, molecular function: cytokine activity; growth factor activity. The transcript is spliced from 5 exons. The coding region runs from base 26 to 610 and encodes 194 amino acids.
CAGCGUUUGCCAAGCAAGACAAAAUAUGAGAAGCAGUGUGUACCAGAUAGCUCUAGCUAUUAUGAGUGUGUGUGAAGGAGUAUGGACACUUCCCCUCCCAAAGCCAAAGCCUACAGAUCCUAAAACAGAAUUUGACAGCAUCCUCCACAUGGCUAAACAUCUCCUAAGUGACACCAAGCAUCUCUACACCAAUUUUAAAGCCAAAUUCCCAUAUGAAGGGGAGCACAAGUUGGAAAGUUUACCGGUGCUGACCAUAAAUGCUGUGGAGCUGUCUAGUAUUCAGAUUCCUGCUGGUCUUACAAAGCUCAGCUCUGAGCUCUUCAUAUAUCAGAAGCAUUUUGAUUGGCUGAAGAAAGCUGCACAUGUUGUUCGCCCAUUGGAUCACGAGUUUACCAGCAUUCACAAUCGCAUCGACAAGCUGGUGAAGAAAAUUGAUUCUUUGAUGACAAAACUAAACAUCGCCCGUGCUAGUGACCCACCUCUGCCACAGCUUCCUAACACGACAACCCAGUGGGGGGUUGUGCAAACCGGCCAUGCCGUUUUCCACCAUUUCCACCUCUUCCUGGACUAUGCAACUCGUGCCCUGGUACUGAUGAAAAAUAAGUUGUGAAGAGGACUUUACCAUUUUUUAACUUCUGCCUCAGGACUGGCCAAUGUGCUGCAAUAAGACCAAUCUAGGCUGCCUGAAGUAGAGAGAGACACUCCGAUUGAUUGUUUAUGAUCUAUGGAUCUUACGAAACACAAUUGCCUAACU